AGCAUAAAUUGCGAAAGGAACUAAAUCAAUCUGUAAGAAUAAGAACAAUCGGAUGAAUCGAAAGACAGAAAUAUCGACGUACUACUUUCAAAAGUUAAAUCUCUAUAGAACGAAUAUCAUAUUUUGUAUCGUACAAAACGCAGCUACAGCCAACGCACACAUUGGCAAUGGCAGAGACCCCCGCCAUGUGGUGCGUCUAUUUCAGUGCUUGCUCUCAGCCAGACUCAUUAUCUUUCUUGUGAUUCCCGACUAAUGCGUGUAUCCUGAGUUCGUGAGACUGGCGUGGCUUCUUCUUGUCCUCGAGCACUUCAUCGACUCAUAAAUGUCCUCACGUGUCCGCGUCGUUUAGCAGAACCAGUCAAUGGUCUCCCUUCAGUGGAGUUUUCAUUGCUCCAAAGAAAACCGAAGGCUUCACGUGUUUCGUGAAGGAACAAGUGAAAAAAGAGAACCGAUCUUUGCCCUUUGGAAACCUAAAGAAAGAUUUAACUGACAACCACUUGAACUGACACGUGAACAGUGAAUGAAGUCCUUUUAUACUUGGUAGAUUUAUACGAUUUAUAACCUUCAAAGAAGCACGUAAGAUUUCAUCUCCUCAAACUGCUUAAUGAAUACAUGGAACUUGGGAGGACCGUGAGAGAACGUCAAGCUGAAACGAGCUUCCUAGAUAAAAAAAUAUAAGGAUUGAUCACAGCUGAUCAAGACCGGUCGACGACCUAUGCUUUUUUUCUGAAACUGUUCGUCAUUUCAUUUUCAUUGUGCUUUUCAUGUUGCGGUUUUAAGAUACGAGAAGAAAAAUAUUCGUGGUUGGGAUUGCAUCGGUCUUUGGUGAUGCGUCAAAGAUCACUAGAGCGCGGAUUAGUUGAGUCAAGAAUGAAGGGAGUCAUUAUGUCUUUGAUCACGGUGUAAAUCGAGUUACUAUUCCAUUGGUAAAUGCUUGUAUUCAUGGGACAGGAUUGCAUUGCUUCAAAGAAAAUGUAAGGAACGCGAACUGUCAUGUGAAUUUUCAAAUAAAUUCUACCGUUUAAUCUUUCGUGACAGUUUUACAAUGCGACACUUUAUAAAGCAUAGUUUCUGUAUAUAUUGUUAACGUACAGUAGCGGGACUGGCAGAUAAAUUAAGUCAGUAUAAUGAGUCGACCAAGCACGUGAAUUCAAACGGUGGGUCUAUUACAUCCGACGGAAGUCAGCGAACUCGGUUAUAAAUAAGUUCCGUUCGGUGCAUAUCGAUUAACGAGGGCAACUGACAAACUCGAAUCGUUUUAUCGAAUAUAACGAGUUUGAAUAACUUUAACUCGAAACAGUUCAAGUAACCUGCGUGCAUCAAGAUUGAACGUUCACAGCAUCGUAACGAGUCACGAGACUCGGGACUCAGGACAUUUAUUUCGAAAUAUACGUUGCAGUUAAAAGUUUGAAAUUACUUGGGAGUUUCUUUUCCAGCGAUAAAUUGCAGUCUUGUUCCUAAAUUUCCGCUGAGUUUUGCUACGUCAUAACCUAUAACAAGUGCACUCUGUCGUGGGCGAAAACUUUACGGAAGCAUUCCUGACUCUAACUUUUGACCUUUGAAAGCCACGAUGUCAAGGAUACGCAUGCAAAGUUCAGUAAGAAUCGAUACUUCGAAAAUUUCACGUUUCUCGUAAUCCUUUGAGUCAUACCAAGAACUGGGAACAACUUACAGUAAGCUUGUCUUAUUAAAACAUCCGAUUUAAAAUGCAUAUCAUUUAAAUAUAGAAACCGCAUCGAAUAAAAUACUAAAUGAAUAUUUAAAGUGAAGGCCCAUGUAAUAUAACGUGAAUAAUAUUCAGCUACCUAUUCAGGCUUAUUAAUUUUAUUAGCAAAUUUCAUCAGUCAAAUUUUACGAAAACAUAACUCGAUUUAAGCUUUCCCAUUAAAUGUAAAUCCAUACGAAGAAGAAAGAAGCAUUUGAAUAAUGGAUUUAUUCGGUCCAUCACAAUGCAACUCGGCAGGCAGCAAACUGGUACAAGAAAAAGGAUCGAACGAUCAGCGUAGUCGUAGGUCGUGACUCCCGGUGUCACCCUGUAAGCAUCAUAUCUGGCAUUUACUCUCUCCUUCCCCCUCAUUCAUUAUCCAUUCGAAUCCAGCCUUUUCUCCAACCCCUAUCUUAACCGAACAAGGGAAACAACUAAUUACCAGCAAUCGAUAUCCAUCGAUGAACCUAACCUUCAUUUACGCUCCAAGACGAACGAGGCCGACAACGAGCGUGGCGAUACGGAGGCCUCGUUGUUCCUCGCCACUCCAUAAUACUUUAACAAUCGAUAAUCGUAUAUUUUUGGUGACGUGCGCGUGACUAAACUUGUAUCUACGAAACCUUUUUACUCCAGACGAUUCUCCUGCCACUGGUCGGCACCAGCAAAAUCAGUCCGAUCCUUCAGCCGCUAUUUCGCCGAACUUCGACACUGAAACGAUAAUCAUACAAACGUAUCCUGCAGAAUUCAAUUUUGUGAACUGAGUUUUAUCUCGCGCGAUAUAUACGACUAGUAUAUUUUUGGACAGUCGAACAUUUUAUUUAUUGUGAGGUUUUGGAACUGAACUACAACAAGGGAAUUAGGAGCUGAAAAUUUGAAUAUUCACAAAAUGUUACACUCUUCUUGCUUGAAUCGUCCAAUGGAGUGCAUCGUUUCGAAAGUCAGGUGAAUGUGGACCACCUUUUUAUGGAUUAGAACGUAAAUGAAUCUCUUCAAGAUAACAUUGAUGUUGCGGCCUGAAUAUUCGUAACUACAUUUUUUUAUUUAUCAAAUUGUAACAAUGCCGAAAUUUAAUUGUUAUUUUGUGUGUACACUGGGUUUUGUUUACUUGUCUCUACCACUUUUAUUUUAAUUGUAGAUAUUAUUUAUAUAUUAUAGCACUCUAAAUUGCUGAUGCUCACUGAUUCAAGAAAUUCAGUUAAAAAUUGUUCCUUCUCAAUAGGAGAGAAUAAUCUAGAAAACAUUUAGAAAGGGAAACCGGAAACGCAAAAUGGACAGGUACGAGAACAUUGAAGUGGUUGGUGAGGGAAGCUAUGGAAUCGUGAUGAAAUGUCGACACAGGGAUACUGGUCAAAUUGUAGCGAUAAAAAAAUUUUUGGAAACGGAAGAUGAUGCUCAAGUGCGAAAAAUGGCGCUUCGAGAAAUUCGAAUGUUAAAGAUUAUGCAUAGAGACAUUAAACCAGAAAACGUUUUGGUUUCGCCAAAUGGUGUUGUCAAACUCUGUGACUUCGGUUUUGCGCGAUUAAUUUCCGGAUCCCAUGAAUCCUGCACAGAUUACGUAGCAACCAGGUGGUACAGGUCACCUGAAUUAUUGGUCGGUGACACUCGUUAUGGUCGACCUGUAGACGUAUGGGCAGUGGGAUGUCUAUAUGCAGAAAUGAUGAACGGUGAUCCAUUGUUUCCGGGAGACAGUGACGUUGACCAACUCCAUUUAAUUAUCAAACUUCUUGGCGGACUUUGUGGAAAACAUCAAACAAUCGUAAAUCGUAACAAUGGCGUGAGACUUCUCCGCAGAGCCAGUGUUGGGGAAACUGUAGGACAACUAUCUGGAAUUCGUUUGCUACGAGGAAUAUUUCCCACGUGGACCUCAGCAGCUACUGACUUCCUCUCGCAGUGUCUUCGUAUGGAUCCAGAUUUAAGGCCCAGCUGUUCAAAUUUAUUGGAUCAUCCUCUCUUCACACAGGAUGGUUUCGUUGAGAGAUUUCUUUCGGAGUUGCGCUAUAACAUUUCGAAAGAAAUGGCUCUUAAUCCAUUGAUGUUGAAGAGAGUUGAGACGAGACGUAUACUUACUCUUUCACCUGAAGAACAAUCUAAUAGAAUUUGUCAUAGCAGUUCUGGACGGUGGCAAAUGAAUCUCAUAAAGGAUAAUAGAAUUCUUACCGAUAAAUCAGAAAUUGACAUUACCGAGCAGAUGGAAGUGCUGCCACCUGAUAGAUCUUCUGCGAUACCAAUAAACCGAACAAGAGGACCCUGUUAUUUUGGACCGGUAUCUGUUAUACCCAAUACCACGUAUAUUCGAAGAUUGGAACACAGGGGUCUUUUAUUGCCAGAUUCAAAAGGCUGUUCCUUGCCUGCUCUUCCUUCAAGAGAAUCCAGUCACGUGCGGACGAAUAACAAGAGGAAGAAACUUGAUUUGCCCAAUGUGGAUCGUUGAUUUUAAUUCGUAUAAAUUUUAGCAUCUGGUCAGACUCGUCUGAUCCUUGAAGAAGUGCCGUCGAUCGGUAACUGUAAUUAAAAAUAUUUUUUAAUUGGUUGAAAUGAAAAUUUUACCACAAUUCCAUAUCAGUAUCAGAUUACAAGAAUCAUAUUGAAAGACUCGUGAGGAAUAUUGUGACUAUCAAAAGUUCGACAUUUUCAUUGUACGUAACUGUAAGAGUAAAUACUCCUAUUUUUACUUAGUUGAAAUUAACUCAUUAUUCAUUAAACUAAUUGUGAAUUGUGCACAAAAUAAUUUCCGAUAUAUCGAACAAAAUCUUAUAUUUGUAAAAAUCAUAUUAUAUUUAAAAAUGAAAGUUGUUAGUAGAUGAGUAGUAUUAUCUAUAUAAUGGCGUAACUUUCUAGUCUGUUCGGAAAAAGCGUUUCAGAUCUAACUCAGGCAAUCCAUUAUUGUCAAAUAGAAGAAUGAUUACAAAAUCAUUAGAAUGGAAUAUCGUGAACGAAGGACCUACUUAAACUGAUCUCAAAAUAUUUUAAUGUCAUAAAAAACUGUUCCAACCAACCGACAUAGUGAUUCGUAAUUUUGAAUUCGACCAAACAAAAAAUAAAGCUACAAAAAAAGUAAUUUAAAUAACUUGUAAAAAAACUAUUUUGAGAUUAGAUAUUCUUAUAAGAGUAAAA
Molecule: messenger RNA, 4819 nt
Organism: Cephus cinctus (wheat stem sawfly)
Lineage: Eukaryota; Metazoa; Arthropoda; Insecta; Hymenoptera; Cephidae
Product: cyclin-dependent kinase-like 1
Exons: 9
Coding region: 2973-4136 (387 amino acids)
Biological process (GO): protein phosphorylation; intracellular signal transduction
Cellular component (GO): cytoplasm; nucleus
Molecular function (GO): ATP binding; MAP kinase activity; cyclin-dependent protein serine/threonine kinase activity
Source: RefSeq, a predicted model, not a curated record